Molecule: messenger RNA, 3594 nt
Organism: Eimeria tenella
Lineage: Eukaryota; Apicomplexa; Conoidasida; Eucoccidiorida; Eimeriidae
Exons: 4
Coding region: 1-3594 (1197 amino acids)
Source: RefSeq, a predicted model, not a curated record
AUGGCUUCUGUGCGACUGCCUCUGUGUCUCGUCCUAGACGCUGCUGUGGAUCUGACUCUGGGCUUGUUCAGAAUGGGCCUUGCAGAUCUGGCAUUGUGCGUGCUCCGCCUUAAGGAGCCAGACGCUCUAAACUUUCUGAAUGGCACUGCGGCGGGGACUGUGGCGCACACCACAGGAGAGCCCACAAUAUGCCCUACUUGCGCUCGCCAAAAGAAGGCUGUCGAAGCUGAGCACAAUGAAUGCGUCUCGGGUUAUCUAGAUAAUACAGAAGCCCCCUGCACCAAUAUAAAAAACAUGCAUCUGCUGCAGGCAGCGGGCGGCUUCGUGUUGCUUCACGCAUGUGCAACUGCUGCUCGCUGUGGCCGCGACGACCACAACUGCGCUGACGCCGACAGGCGUGAAGCCAUACUGAGAAGGAUUGAGAGUAUGGAGGCGCUCCUAAGGGCAUGGGAGGCUAUCCAGAGAGCCACGAGCCCCGCUCACAUGCCGGCCGAGCUCCAGGGUUACGUAAACACAGCGGUGGUGCUUAGUGGGCGUCUAUGUGAACACCUUGGGUCAAGCGGAUACAUGGACACAGCAGCUAAUCUGCUCAGCAGUUGCUUGCGCCGCGUAGACACUUUUGAAGCACCCAUGUCUUCAUCUUAUUGGCCCUUCUGGUGGCAGCUCGCUCACCUCCUUGCGAGGCAGGGAAAGUGGGCUGAGGCUCACAGAGUAUGCACUGCUGUCUCAAAGGCAAUUUCAGAAGUAACAGAACAAACGCUUGAAACAAAGCAUAGAUAUGGUACUGCAUACAAGCAGCUGCUUUUCAUGGCGCUGAUGAUUAAGUGCAAGGUGUGGUCCCAAGUCUCGCAGCCAACCGAUGCAUUUGAAGAACUGCAGUUCGCUGUGAAGGCAUUUACUUCAUGCGUAUCGCCUGACCCAUCAACUGUUGCUCGCGUAGGAAGAUCUAUCGGCGAGAACGGUGGGGAAAUAGGAACGCAUAAUUCUACUACAGUGUACCAGUAUCUGCGUAAGCUUUCAGCCUCGAGCUUUGGAGAAAACAACGGACCAGUACCGUUGCUGUUCAUGGACGGAUGCGCAACAACGUCUAAGAGGCUGACAAUUUCGCUAAGUCUUCUAAUUCUCCAAACGGGCUGCCGUGAUAACCGCAGGGCUGCUCCAUGGACUGCUGCCGCCGGUGCAUUCGGAGAUGCAUGCGCUAGCCACGUACCGCCAGAAGAAAUACGUAACGGCCAACAUUCAGCCGAGGCGGAGUCUGCAGAAACCAAAAGUCCAGUCUCUAGGAGGCGCGAUGAGUCACGGGGACAAAGGAAGAAACGCCCGGUGUUGGCAGCAACAGCAGCUGGCAACGGCGCUACAGGGGAUUGCAACCCAGUAGAGAGUCUGCUACUGAAGCUGCUUGAAUUUACUGAUCCCAUGCUUUCUGAUUUCAUUGUAGCCGCGUCCAAGCUUGACAUGAUAUUUAUGCCAGACACCUGCGGAACCUUUUCAGACCCCAAACUAGCGAUGACUGCAGGAGGCGAGCUACCACCCAAAAGCACAGCGGGAGCUCAUGACUCUGCAGGACAUGGCCGCAAGAAAACUUCACGGCAGUCGACUGCGGCGGGACAGAAUAUCUCUUCAGCAACAACCCCUCCGACGAACGAGGAGUUUCUUAAGGAACUUGUGCGGGCUGCUCAUCGUGCUGCGGCGUGUUUGCCUCUGGCCACUCAUGCCGAGCUCUUAUGGCGUCUUGCGGACUUAAAAGACGUUUUACCACCUGGGAAGCUAGCCAAAUGUUGGAAGGCCCUCGAGUAUCGCUUCGUUUACAUGGACUUUUUUCAUCCUCCCCUAACAGAUUUAGAGGUAUUUGCUUGGGAUGCCUCAGAGAAUUCGCUGGCUUUGAAGAAGCUUGAAGGGUUAAUUCGUUCAGGGUGGGUGGUUGCUUCAUCCUGCGACCUUCAAGGGCUGCGAGACCUUGAGGAAGUCAGACUUUCCAUGCCUGAAGAUGAUCCCCAAGCAAGUAGGUCAGCACCCCAUCAGUUACUCGGAACGGAAAAACAAGGGGCCUUUUCUAAGGAGACUGGUGCAGAUACAACUGUGCAAAGCGCGGGAAAUAUGACGGCGACACGCUGUAUCAGGCUCCUCCUUGCUCGUCAUUGGGACUGGGAAACUGCCCUUCGUCUCUGCAGUACUUCUUCGAAUAGUGUGGCAACUGCUCCUGCUUCUGCUUUAAAGCCUGAUGUUUCUCAUGGGCAUAGCCGUCAGGGCCAGCUGGUUGACCCUGACGGCUAUGCGAAGGGAACUUCCACAUCAUGCAGAGUGGCUAAACUUGUCACCAGGAUCCCUCUUAUUUGUGGCAUGCAGCUGAUUGCUGCCAAGACGCCAGAGAACGCAGCUACAAAGUACAAAGCGGGAAUGCGCAAGGUGGAGGCCAUACCACUCAGGGACUCACAAGUAGUCGCCAAUGCUACGAUGCCAAAAUCUACUGGGGCAGGCCAAUCACACGCUCAGCAAGUGCUCGAGACAAUCUGCCAGAUGGAAGAUGACUUAGACGAUCCUGCAGCGCCACUGCGAUCAGUGCGCCGGCUGCACAAACUCCUGCAGCCAGUGGCCCAUGCACGUGUCGUGUGCCACGGCCUAGUGUCGAGUAUUCAGCCCCCGGCAACGAAUAUGGUGACGUCCUGCACACCAAAAGGCUCAGAAACCACCCAACUAAAUAUAAGUAACAGCUUAACUCAAAAACAAAGAGAAAAUUUUGGGUGUGGGGGGGACAGAAGUAGCGAAAGAACUGGUGGAAAUGCUACGAACUCCGAAUUCGCGACAGUGCAUGUAGUGCAGCUGACAAGCUGUGAUCAUGUCUCUGAGGAAAUAAACCAUUUUCUGGUUUAUACGCGGCUGGCGGCGGGAACCUCAGAAUCAACUGCUGAGUCUAGCUUCCUCACAGACUCAUGCCGAGCGCGAGCCUCUGGUGAGGAAGAAACGCCGUUUGUAAUUGGUUCGGCACCUGAGCUAUUCAAGUGGCGGCUGCGGGAUGGACUGCGUUCUGCCCUACAGAGCUGUCUGGGGGUACACCACGAUGUAGUUAGUAUUAUUGAUAACUCAGCUGUUUGGCCCACACCGCCUCAUCCCCGCUACAACUGCAUGAUGAAACUUCCGAAGAACUUACUUAAGGGAGCACAGGGGUCAAGCGUAGCAGUAUGGACAGAGACCGAAGCAGAACUGCCGUUGUGUAUCUUGGAGCUAAAAUUGCACACUUGGAGCCUUAUGCGAAUGCUGGAUGCGGCAAUGGAUGGACGUACUGAAUGCCAAGUUGUUGAGGCCCUUUCAACUGGGCAAGGGUCGCCUGCAGCUUCCCAAGAAGCGGGGAGCCCUCUUCCCGUUAAAGGAAACAACCACGUUAAUAGUUCAGUCCCUCCACCUACACAAGCGCAGCGAUUGAGCAUUGUGAAUGACAUAUUGGCCCUAUGGAGUGCGGCGCUGUCAACUGAGGGCGUUGAGGAGCUCACGAAGCACUUCUGUAGUGACUACAUUUGCCAAGUCCUACUAACGGUGCGACUUGUGCAUCACUUGGCGAAGCUAAAAUCCUCCAUGAGCUUAUUUCGACUACGUUAG